AUGUAUGAUAGUCGAAGAGAUCGUUUGAACUGGACUCAAGUCGGAUUCAAUGAUUCAUUAUCAGCUUGGAUCAUGCCUGAAUCAUUGCCGUCACCAGUUGAUCCUGCACAGAAUGGUACGCUUGUUUUGCAAGACAUGCCACCGAUUCGAGCUGGGUCAGAUGCUUUACACUUUGAAACAACGAUAUCUGGAGAACAACAAGAAUAUUUGCAUCGAAAAGAGAUAGGUGAAAUCAGGGGUGCAUCAUUGGCUAAUGGUGGAAUUAUCAAACCCGUCCAUGAUAUUACAUUUGAUUUGGGCCAGAAUUUUGCCGGAUGGUGUCGCUGCAAAUUCAAUGGUCCACGUGGUGUAAGUGUCUUUAUUCGUCAUGCUGAAAUACUGACACAACCACUCAUGUCCACAAAUCCACAACGUGACGAACGUCUUGGAUGGAUGGGCGAUGCAGCAUUAUCAGUGGAUGAAGCCUUGUACAACUUUGAUUUUAUCAAAAUGUUCUUGAAUUUUCUCAAUUUGAUCGUUGAUGUUCAAUUGAGCAACGGUGCGGUGCCUAACUAUGUACCAGGAUACUAUUUUCCACCAGAUCCCAACUGGGGCACUGCCUUACCUACUAUCACCUGGCAACUCUAUCGUCACUACGGCGAUGUUCGUAUUCUUGAAACCUACUACGAUCAUGUUCGCGCCUAUGUUGAGUAUAUUCGCAGUGACUACAACUCCAAAGGUCUUGGCAACCUAACAUAUCUUUUUGGCGAUUGGGUUCCACCUCCUCCACAACCAAUGACAGAUCAACAUCUCACUUCAUCUUUCGGUUUCCUUCAUGAUGUUUCCCUGUUAAUCAACAUGUCUCAAGUACUCGGUAAGACUAAUGACACGCAGACUUA
Molecule: messenger RNA, 878 nt
Organism: Rotaria sordida
Lineage: Eukaryota; Metazoa; Rotifera; Eurotatoria; Philodinida; Philodinidae
Source: the annotation of a GenBank genome assembly